UCCUCUGUUUAGUCUGUCUCACGUUGCCUAACUUCUUACUUUCCUCUCCUUCUUUCUCUCUUGAUCUUAGCUUCCCUUCAAUUCCUUCAAGCACAUUUUAUCAUUUUAUGCGUACCAAAGGGUUUGUGAAGAACCUGUGAUUGUGAUGGAAGGAGGGAUUCAUGCAGGGGCCGAUAAUUCGGCUUUCAGAGAGUGUUUCUCGCUGACAUGGAAGAACCCUUAUGUUCUUCGUCUUGCAUUUUCUGCUGGAAUUGGUGGCCUUCUUUUCGGCUAUGACACAGGUGUGAUAUCAGGUGCUCUGCUUUACAUCAGGGACGACUUCGGGUCUGUGGACAGGAAGACCGUCUUGCAGGAGAGCAUAGUGAGCAUGGCAGUUGCUGGAGCCAUCAUAGGAGCUGCAAUUGGUGGGUGGAUGAGUGACCAGUAUGGGAGAAGAAGUGCAUUACUAACUGCAGAUUUCCUCUUCUUCAUAGGAGCUGUGGUCAUGGCCUCUGCUCCUGACCCUUCUCUUCUUAUUGUUGGUCGAGUCUUCGUCGGGCUUGGUGUUGGAAUGGCAUCAAUGACUUCUCCUCUGUAUAUCUCAGAAGCUUCUCCAGCCAAAAUCCGUGGUGCCCUCGUUAGUACCAAUGGGUUUCUUAUCACCGGUGGCCAGUUCCUGUCUUACCUCAUCAACUUGGCUUUCACCAAGGCACCUGGAACAUGGAGAUGGAUGCUCGGGAUUGCAGGACUUCCUGCACUGCUGCACCUUAAUCUUUGUCCUAGUCUGUGUGCCUGAAACAAAGGGGCUGCCCAUUGAGGAGAUUGAGAAGAUGCUGGAGCAUAGAGCAUUUCAGUUCAAGUUCUGGGAGAAAAGAUCUGAUACAUUAGACAAGAACCAACCAGCAUGAACAAAAUAGUAGGAAAUUUUAUCCUGAUAAUAGCAAACAGGAAAAAUCAGACCCUGCGUUUAGCAAGAGUGAAUUUAAUUAGAUAUAAGGAAUGACUGCAGCCUUGCACUCUCUUUGAUAGGAACAAACCGCAGAAGUUUAAUCUGUGAGGGUACAUGAUAUAAGGAACGACUGUGUCCUUGCACUUUCUUAGUAGGAGAUCCUAAUAAGACAUGUUGCAUUCAAUUUAACAGAUCAAGACUGCAUUUAUAAGGCAACGAUUCAUGCCAAUAAGGAGAAAUUCUUCCA
Molecule: messenger RNA, 1175 nt
Organism: Rubroshorea leprosula
Lineage: Eukaryota; Viridiplantae; Streptophyta; Magnoliopsida; Malvales; Dipterocarpaceae
Source: the annotation of a GenBank genome assembly